AUGAAAGAAAUGGUUAUUGAUGAUGAAAGAAUUAGACAAGAAGACGAAGAUCGAUGGCUGGAAAAAGUUAGUAAGAAUGAGAUUUUUCUGCACGCAGUCGAGGACGAGAUACUGAAAAAAUGGACAGAUGGUUUGAUUAGCAAUAGAAAGUUGACGACAUUUUUGCGAAGUAUAUAUGAAAAAGAAGUACGACUUCAUCCCCUCUCGAUGCAGUCAUUAUCAUUGAGUGGAAGUUUUGUACUACCAAAAGUCGUUUUCAUACCUCCUUCACAGAUUGUCACAUUGGUAGCCGAAUAUGAUGCAGACAUGACUAUUCAAGAAUUGAUACGAAGGCUUAUAAGACCAGAAGAAAUCAAAGAGCAAGAAACAAGAAUACGUUACGCUGAUAAUUUGUUGUUAGCAGUGGCCAAUCAGGGACGUCCCAUGCAUAUGACAAAAAUCUUGUUUGAACUUGGAAAAAAUGUUGUCGCCAACAGUUUUAGUAUAACUGGAGAUGAUAUUGGAAAAGUUCUUUCCAGUUUUACUCUUCUACCGAUAUUAGAAUGCCAUUUGUGCCGUUUCAAAACAGAAUCGCGAAUUGUUCUUGAAGCUCACAAGGAAAUACCACAUUAUAUCCGACGCAGAUAUCGUUGCUCUCACUGUCCCCAAUUCUUCGUUAAUUUCCACGAAAUAAGAAGUCAUUUCCUUAAAAAACACAAUGUGAUAGCCCGCAACGAUUACUGGAAUGCGACGUUGGAAUGUUCUUCUUGUGCAGUGGUGUGUCGCAACGAGUCGAGCUUGAAGAAACACAAAAAGUCCUGCCAUUUUGCAAAGACCGGAUUUACUAUGCUUGCAACGAAAAAGCAAGCUUCAUGUGCAAUUAGCGAGAAUGUAUGGAAUACAGGGAUUCUUUACGAUCUAUCGCAUCAGAAAUUCGAACACUCUACUUCAUGGAAGCAAAUAAAUCAAAAGAAAAUUGAUCUCAAUCGAAAACGAAACGCACAACGCUGGAUCCAAGAAGAUUUUAGCAUAGAAGAUUUUAUUGGACAGUGA
Cercopithifilaria johnstoni is the source of this 1032-nucleotide messenger RNA. NCBI's taxonomy places the organism in Eukaryota, Metazoa, Nematoda, Chromadorea, Rhabditida, Onchocercidae. The record is from the annotation of a GenBank genome assembly.